Labrus mixtus (cuckoo wrasse) is the source of this 1602-nucleotide messenger RNA. RefSeq names its product rhamnose-binding lectin-like. Lineage: Eukaryota; Metazoa; Chordata; Actinopteri; Labriformes; Labridae. Gene Ontology annotation, molecular function: carbohydrate binding. The transcript is spliced from 18 exons. The record is from RefSeq and is a predicted model, not a curated record. Bases 80 to 1450 code for a protein of 456 amino acids.
UCCCAAGAUCCAAAUGAAUAAAUAGUGAGAGUGUUUGUUCCCAACAUCAGUCUCACUGCUUGCUGGGUCCUGUAUAACCAUGCUCCACUUCAGCAUCACAGUCUGGCUGGCAGCCUUCUGUCUGCUUGUACAUGAAGGUGUCACUUCUUACAGAGUUACUACAUGUGAGGGCAACAAUGUCCAUCGCCUGAGCUGUGAUUCUGGAGUGAUCAGUGUUCAGAUGUCAGUGUACGGACGUAAAGACACGCAGACCUGCAGUGAGGGAAAACCUUCAGGACAGACUUCUAACACAGACUGCUCUAUGAGCGAGGCUCAGGGUGUCCUCAAAGGAUGGUGUGAUGGAAAAACAGUGUGUGAAUUCAGCUCAGCUGACUUCAGUGUACCUGAUCCAUGCCCGGACACCUUUAAAUACCUGCAGACCAACUAUGACUGCCUUCCAGCAAUAUACCAUGUGACAUGUGAGCACUCCUUUGCACACCUGCAGUGUGACGCAGGGCAGGUUAUAUUUGUCCAGGCUGCUAAAUAUGGACGUACUGACCCGACCAAAUGCUUCUACAAACGGCCUGUCUCUCAAACCUCAAACGUCUACUGCUCAAUUCCUGCUAGCAAAGUUGCUGAAAGCUGUAAUGGAGAGAGCAGCUGUGUUAUCCAAGCCAGCAACUCUGUGUUUGGAGACCCCUGUCAAGGGACUUACAAGUACCUGGAAGUGGCUUACACAUGUGAAUAUCCUGUGAGCUCUCCAGAUGAGUCUAAACAAAACAUGCUCCGCUUCAAACUCAGCAACACCCUAUUGCUGGCAGCAAUAUGUAUGCUCAUGACAUCAGUUGCUUCCAUUGACACAGUUGUCACCUGUGAUAACAGCCAAAAUGUCCAUCGCCUGAACUGUGACAAUGGAGUGAUCAUUGUGCAGGCAGCCCUGUAUGGGCGUGCAAACACUAUGACCUGCAGCAUGGACAGACCAGAAGAACAGCUCGCUGAUACAGAGUGUGCUCUGGAUGGCACAGUGGACAUCCUCAAGAGAAGGUGUGACGGCAAGCAGAUGUGUGAGCUCAGCCCAAACGUAGUCCGUACUUCUGAUCCCUGCAUUGGCAUCUACAAAUAUCUGGAAACCAACUUCACCUGCAUGCCAGCCUUUCAUCUUACUGCAUGUGAGCACUCUUAUGCAUAUUUGCAUUGUGAUGUAGGACAGGUUAUAUUUGUCUUCGGUGCCGAUUAUGGACGUCAUGACCGCACCACAUGCUCUUUUAUGAGACCUACCUCUCAACUCCAGGAUGUGGUCUGCUCACAACCCACUCAAAAAGUAGCAGACAGCUGCAAUGGAAAGAACAGCUGUAUGGUGAGAGCCAGCAACUCAAUGUUUGGAGACCCUUGCGUGAAUACUUACAAGUACCUGGAGGUUGCCUACGUGUGUGAAUAUCCUCUGAGCAUGCCCUAUGAAAACAUGGUGUAAUAAAACAAGAUCCCAUUACACAUGGAUUAAAUGAACAACAAUAAUCAGUAGAAAAUGUCCUGUAAGCACUCAAGGAGUGUGCCAAUGUGUUUAGAUUACUAUAAGAUACCAUAAACAUGUGUUCAAUAAAAUACAUUGAUCUUGAAGCAUUA